UAACCUUGGUCAUCUAUGUAUACAUAUAUGUAAUAUACAUACAAUGUAUAUGUAUGUAUUUCAUUAGAGUACGUUAGAGAAAACGAAACGUGUCAAACUUUGCUGACGUUGACGACUUUGAGGCUGGUUUACGUAAGAUGGAACAAAUUUCACAACCAGCUUCAAAAGAGGUUAUAUUUAAACUAAAGAUUUAUUUUCUUACUAUAAGAAACGCAUCAUAUUAUUAUCAUUAAAACAUUUUGUUGUCUUAAGUGAAAAGAUGACAUCGAAAAACAGUAACUGCAUUGUAUGGAUAGACUUGGAAUUAUCUGGUUUGGACAUAGAAAAAGAUACAAUUAUAGAAAUUGCUUGUAUCAUAACGGAUAAGGAUUUGAACAUAGCGAGUAAAGAGUUUAACGUGGUAAUUCAUCAACCGGAUACUGUUUUAGAAACAAUGGAUCAGUGGUGUAUCAAACACCAUACUCAAACAGGUUUAAUAAAAGAAUCCAAAUCUAGUCAAGUUAGUUUAAAAGAAGCAGAGCAAAUGUUAUUUAAUUUUUUAAGUAAUCAUGUUCCGAAAGGAAUUUGUCCAUUAGCUGGGAACACGGUUUACAUAGAUCGUAUUUUUUUGUGUAAAUUAAUGCCAUUGGUUAAUAAUUAUUUACAUUAUCGAAUUAUUGAUGUUAGUUCAGUUAAAGAACUUGCCAGCCGAUGGAAUCCAGUAACUUAUAUAAAUUCACCUAGAAAGAAGUUAUGUCACAGAGCUAAAAUGGAUAUCAAGGAAAGUAUACAAGAACUACAAUAUUACAAAGACAAAUUAUUUAUAACUGAACUAUCUUGAUCAAAUAUAUUUCAUUAUUAAAAUAUAAGAAAAUCAAAGUU
Osmia bicornis bicornis is the source of this 861-nucleotide messenger RNA. RefSeq names its product probable oligoribonuclease. The record is from RefSeq and is a predicted model, not a curated record. NCBI's taxonomy places the organism in Eukaryota, Metazoa, Arthropoda, Insecta, Hymenoptera, Megachilidae. Gene Ontology annotation, molecular function: nucleic acid binding; 3'-5'-RNA exonuclease activity. Bases 260 to 820 code for a protein of 186 amino acids. The transcript has 6 exons. Gene Ontology annotation, cellular component: mitochondrion.